Molecule: messenger RNA, 1219 nt
Organism: Carica papaya (papaya)
Lineage: Eukaryota; Viridiplantae; Streptophyta; Magnoliopsida; Brassicales; Caricaceae
Biological process (GO): proteolysis
Molecular function (GO): ATP binding; ATP-dependent peptidase activity; metalloendopeptidase activity
Source: RefSeq, a predicted model, not a curated record
UGGCUCCAAACUAAAACCUUAUCCACUCUCCAAAUGAAACAAAACAAAUCGGGCUGAGAAACUCGACGAGGGAGAGACUUACACUAUGACAAUCUUACUUUCUCUUCCAAACCCAAAGCCUGUUUUUAUAUUCAACCCAUUUGGUAAUUAUUAUAAUUAUCACCCACAAAUUAAUCAUAAAUUUUUCUCAACCAAACACUUGCAGACAAGAAAUGCCGCAUCAUCAUCUUCUUCUCCUGCUGCGCCUGGGGUUGAUCUCAACACCCUCCAAACCGCCAUUGAUAAGAAGGACAGCGACGGUGUUAAAGAGGCUCUUGAUAAGCUGAGUGAAGCUGGUUGGGCCAAGAAAUGGAGUUCUCAGCCGUAUGUCUCACGUCGUACGGUCAGUCUGAACUUGUGGACUUCUCUACGGGAGCUCACAACUCUUGGGAUCAAGAAUGCAGAAAACCUGGCCAUUCCAAGUGUCAGAAAUGAUGCGGCAUUUCUUUUCACAGUGGUGGGAACAACUUCGUUAUUGGCUAUUCUGGCCGGCCAGCUUCCGGGGGAUUGGGGCUUCUUUCUGCCUUACUUGAUUGGAAGCAUUUCGUUAAUUGUUCUUGCUGUGGGGAGCAUUUCACCUGGGCUUCUUCAAGCUGCUAUUGCAGGAUUCUCCUCAUUCUUUCCUGAUUAUCAAGAGAGGAUUGCUACACAUGAAGCAGCUCAUUUUUUAAUUGCCUAUUUACUUGGCCUUCCAAUUCUGGGGUAUUCAUUAGAUAUUGGGAAAGAGCAUGUCAAUCUCAUUGAUGAAAGACUGCAGAAACUAAUAUAUAGUGGGCAACUUGAUGCUAAGGAACUUGAUAGACUGGCAGUUGUAGCAAUGGCUGGACUUGCUGCAGAGGGCCUCAAAUAUGACAAGCUGGUUGGCCAGUCUGCAGAUCUAUUCACCCUUCAGCGAUUUAUAAACCGGAGCAAACCACAACUCAGCAAAGAUCAGCAGCAAAAUCUUACGAGAUGGGCCGUUUUGUUUGCUGGAUCCCUAUUGAAAAACAACGAGGUCAUUCAUGAAGCCCUAAUAACAGCAAUGACAAACAGAGCAACUGUAUUGGAGUGCAUUCAAGCCAUUGAGAAAGCUGCCUAGGACAGAACCAAUUCUUUUCUGUUUUUUUUCUCUAAAGAAAAGAAUUACUCGUCUGCCAAACAUUGGAUUAAUUUAAAUACUUCUUUUUUCUCAGUUACUCAA